AUGUCAAGGUACCGUUCAAGCCCUAGCAGCUCAACCGGCAGCUUUGCUCAAAAACUACGAGAUCUCGGCCGACCCAAGCCCAGAAACGAAGAGAAAGAAGCGAAAGACUUCGAGAUCGUCCACACCCCAGACAGACCAGCAAGGCUUGUGGCGGCAAUCGUGGUACCCAGUGAAGAAGAGUGUAGUGAGCAGAUCGCGAGGUGGCGGCGUGCCUCUGCCGACAAACACGUCAGCAUGUUCAGCGGCGGCCCGCAGCAGGCAAACACACGCCCGGGGAGGGUCGAGAAAGAAUCGGCGCUCCAAGCUGGGUUUGUGCUUCCCCUCCUGCCGAGCUGGGACUGCCAGGAGGAGGAGGAUGUCGCGAGACAGGAGACUCCUGAUGGUGCUGACUAUAAACGACAGCAGCGACUCCAAGACACAACUACGGAUUCUCAGCCCGGUAGCACCGCGAGAAGCACUCCAGCACCUUUGUUUUCCGGCGCGGCGAGGGAUCAAGCACCGACCGACCAGUCGCGGAGUCCAAGUCCAGCUCUGGCCACUGUCGCGGGGGACAUCGGCUGGACUGGACCAAGGCCACGUGAAGGUAGGCGCCUUGGUCAUGCAGACGAAGUCUCGGAAAACCCAGUUGACAAGGAGCAACUAGUGCGCAUGGAGCUGUACAGACGCGGCGUCUGUCCAUUCUGUCACAGGUCUUUUGGACAUGACGUCUCGCCCCAGUUCUGCCCUUUCCUGGGCUGCAGGCGGGACCUGACGGUGUGCCUGGAGUAUCCCAGGAGGAGUGAGCCCCAAAAGGCGCCGCCGAGGCUCGCUGAGCGGCAGCUGCUCGACAUCACGUCGAGGGCUGAUAACAGUCUCUUGAGUAACGGGGGAAAUCACGGGAGGCCUGUCCGGCGCGAGGCGGUGCCAGACCUCAGAGUCGAGGGGCCGACACCAACAGACCAGAUACCCGCCAGACCUCUCGCUCCUCCGUCAACCGCUCAGAGACAUCAUCAGAAGUCGUCUUCAGCUCCCAACGCGAUCCGCACCAUCUGGCCAACCCCGGGCGGGAUCUACGACCCGGCGAGGAUCGACCAGCCCCGGGCGCCCCAACGAGAGCGGUACAAGGAGAAGCCGCUGCCCCCGCCGCCCUUCCCGCCGAUCCGGUCAAAAUACCGGCCGACGGCGGCAUCCCUAGCUCCCACUUCAUCCGCACCAGCGACUUCCGCUCCUCCUCCCACAUCCCUCAACGCAUCCAUCGCAGCGCGGCACCAACAGCUCUACUCGCAGCAGCAGCAGCUACAGCACCCCCGCCGCGGCCCCGCCGCCGCGUCCACAACCACAGCCACCAAGAAGAAGACGACAACGACCUCGUCUUCUUCCCUCUCCACAUCCGUCCCCACCACAACCACCACCACCACACCCUUCUCCUCCAAGCCCACAGCUUCCGCCGUCCACCCACCCCCACCACCACCAACAGACGUCCGCGAGCGCCCGCCGCCGGGGAAGAAACGGCCGCCCCAGCCCCCGCAGCAGCCGCAGCCCCGGCCACGACCGCGGCCGCGGUCGUCGUCGACGCCGGCCCUGGGGGACAUUCUGGCGUGGAAGACGCCGGAGGAGCGGGCGCGGUUCGAGAGGGAGAUGCGCGAACACGGGAAUGACGCGGACUUGUUUUUGGAUAUUAUUGAUUUGUAUAGUGAAGAGGAAGGGGAUCAGGGGAGGGGGAGAGGGAGGGGGAUAAGGAGUGGGAGGGGUGGGAGGGGUGAGGGUGGGUGGGUUUAG
Molecule: messenger RNA, 1758 nt
Organism: Thermothielavioides terrestris NRRL 8126
Lineage: Eukaryota; Fungi; Ascomycota; Sordariomycetes; Sordariales; Chaetomiaceae
Exons: 2
Coding region: 1-1758 (585 amino acids)
Source: RefSeq, a predicted model, not a curated record